AAUGAGAGCUCUCCAUGAACGGUUGCUAGGAGACAUGUCGACGAGGCGUCCCGAAGACAAGACCACUGAAAAGCAUUCAAAUCAAAUCAUUUGGAAUUAACCAACAUUUCAUUCAGUCCCAUUCGUUAUGGUGAGGUUGAGGGCGAGGUGUUUGAUGGUCGGAGAUCCAGCAGUGGGCAAAAGUGCCCUCUCACAGAUGUUCCACAGUGAUGGUACUCUCUUCCAGAAGAACUACACCAUGACAACGGGAGUGGAGGUGCUCAUCAAAAGCGUCAACAUCCCCGAGAGCGGCGACAGCGUGGAACUUUACAUCAUGGACUCUGGGGGGAAGGAAUCCUUGGUGGAAGCCAAUGAGAAGAUGGUGAGACACAAACACAUGGAGGUCCUUCCAUGGCCGUCAUACGCUUGUGGGGCUGUCUGCGUGCAGUGGGGGGAGCUGUCUCUGCUGUGCCUGGUGUUUGACCUGACCAGCGAGCGCUCCUUCUCCAACUGUGCCCGCUGGAUGGAGAGGCUCCGCGCCCACUGCAGGGGGCGCCACCUUCCCGGGGUUCUGGUGGGCAACAAGUCGGACCUGUCAGCCAGGAGGGAAGUGCAGGCGGCCGCGGCCCAGGAAUGGGCCCGGAACCAGGGGCUGGAGUACUACGAAACGUCAGCUAAAGAGAUGGAGAAAUGUGACGCCCCGCUCCUCAGCCUAGCCCGGGCCUUUCACUCGCUCUACCAGGACUGCAGAGAGGCCAUACAGAACCUGAGUCCAGGCUAGAGAGGGAGACACAAUUGUCCUCAUUACGUACACUUUGGAAAGACAGCCGACGUACCGCACAUUGAGGUGAACGCUCUUGAGCCUCCGCUCCAGUGGUGGGCAGUGUGGCGCCAUUUUGAAUCAUCUUUUCUUGGCUGUUGCCGCCGCCGCCAUCUUUGCACCGCCCCCUCCCCCCUCUGCUCUGAUCACAGCAGCACCGCAGAGAGACAUGCCGCCGCUGUGAUCAUUGCAUCGGGGGAGAGCGGCCGCGGGCGAACGAGAUGGGGAGGCGUGUGAUGCAGCGGGGCCGCCGGGGAGAGGGAGGGAAGACCGCUCUGCUCUCAGACGGGGGGGGGGGGAUGUCGGAGAUGGCGGAAGCAAGACAUUGACUUGAAACAUAUGACGUGAAUCGACAUGCAAGCGUUGUGCCAGCUUCGACGAUUCCUCUUGUCACUCAUUGUGUAUCGUUAAGAGCACGCGGAGAGCCGUUGCGUUCCCGACAGGGGGCUGCGGCGUUUAUUCAACAUCACGACUUGAUGCGUCCAAGUUCAGAAUCAUUCCGUUUUGGCACCUUGAAAGACAUUACAACUUGUUCACUUCUUUUCAAUUGGCAUUUACAACAACACAACGCAAGAACCAAAGAACAAGAAAAUGAGACAAAUCAGAAUGGUUUGGAGGAGAAGAAUAAGGCUGUGUUAGAACUGAACGCAUGAAAUGAAAAGCUCUUCAUAGCUUUCUGGUUUUGUCCCAAGCUUGGUCCCCUCCCUCCCUCCCAAAAAAUCCAGAAAGAAAAUGAAAAAUAAGACACAAUACUGUCACAUUAAGUUCUACUUUAUCCCGCCUGCUGCUGCUGCUGCCUUUUACAUGGAUGGAUGGAUGGAUGGACGGCAUCAUUGUUCCAAAACAAGAAGUUCCUUGAAAGCAGAUUGGAUGAUUUGGAUUUGCAUGCAUGUAAAUUCAUCUUUUUUUUUUUUGAAAUUCUUUUUCGGGACUCCAUGUCGUCUGUCACAUUGUCCAAAGUCGUCUUCAUUCAUUGGCUCAGAGGUUCCCCCCCCCCCCAUUGUUCCUGAACAAAGAUGGCAGCCAGUCUUUUGGCCAAGGCCAAAAGGUUGUCACUUUUUUUGGUGUUUAAUUUUUUUUUUUGUUAUAAUUGUUGUAAAAAAAUGCGGCAAUAUUAACCCACACAAAGCCUUUUUCCGUUUCCAUUUCUCUUAGCAUCGCUACUUAAUUAUUAUUUUUUCUUUUGCGUCAGGAAAGUGGUCAUGACGUAUUAACAGGUAUACAUGUAUGUUCAUGUUGAAUAAAUAUCAUUGAUACAG
Molecule: messenger RNA, 2058 nt
Organism: Syngnathus typhle (broad-nosed pipefish)
Lineage: Eukaryota; Metazoa; Chordata; Actinopteri; Syngnathiformes; Syngnathidae
Gene: ift27
Product: intraflagellar transport 27 homolog (Chlamydomonas)
Exons: 6
Coding region: 128-760 (210 amino acids)
Cellular component (GO): Golgi apparatus
Molecular function (GO): GTP binding; GTPase activity
Source: RefSeq, a predicted model, not a curated record